This is a messenger RNA of Oryzias melastigma (Indian medaka), 2045 nucleotides long. Its product is annotated as dual specificity protein phosphatase 18. Gene Ontology annotation, biological process: protein dephosphorylation. The record is from RefSeq and is a predicted model, not a curated record. Gene Ontology annotation, cellular component: cytoplasm. The coding region runs from base 1198 to 1830 and encodes 210 amino acids. NCBI's taxonomy places the organism in Eukaryota, Metazoa, Chordata, Actinopteri, Beloniformes, Adrianichthyidae. Gene Ontology annotation, molecular function: MAP kinase tyrosine/serine/threonine phosphatase activity. The transcript is spliced from 2 exons.
CAAACUCCUUAAAAGAGAACAACGCUGAAGUUUGCUGCCAUAAAGUAGCUACUUGGUCAUCUGUUAAGGGAAAGAAAAGGGUCAUGUUAAGAGAAACCUGUCAAUCUAAAAAAAAUGCAAAUCAUAAACACUAGAGAAAAAAAUAAUACAGACAUUUAAAAAAUGUUCAAUAUUUUUAGGAAGUAAAUUAAUAAACAUCUUGCUUUUUUUUAAAACAAAUAAUGGAUGCUAAAAACAACACACAUUUCAUGGAAUGUGUAAAAUGAAAAAAAAAGUUGAUUUUAGUUCAGUGAGGGAGUUGCUUAAACAUUUCAGUCUAAAUACAUUAUUUAAGAUUGAUUAAAAACAGCAGGGAAUAUUUUAAAAGUUCAAGUGAAGGAACUUUAUUAUUUUUUUUCACAGUGCUGCUGAAGUUUCUGUACUUGUAUUAUGGAAACAGAGAUGGAACAUCAGGACUGAAUCUCCACACUAACAUAAAAACAGGGCAGCUUUAUUUGUACAUUAGUUUUUACAUACAGAGACCACUCAAACUAUCAAUGAUCCAAAAAGCUUUGGAAGCAUUAAAAAAAAAGGAACGCUUGAGAAUACAGCAUUUUAAAGACAUGAACCGUAAAAAAGCAGCAGUCUAGGUUCAGACUGGAAUGCAGAAACACUUGGAGAACAUCUGUUCCAUGAAGCUCUGAGAAGCUAAAAGCAGCUUCUCCCUCUUUAGUUCUAUGUCCAAGUUCUCAAAUUAACCCCUGCAGUGAUUGGCUGGAGGGACUCACAGCCAUGUAGGGCGAUUGAGUUUCAUUUCCAGAAAGCAGAGAAAGCAGCAGCAGCAGGUAACUCUGUCAUGGUUUAACUGUGGUUGGUUCUGUCUGCUGACCAAGACCUAGGAGAAAAUUUGUGUUCACAUUCGGCAGCUGAAAUAUUUCCAUGAAUGAAAACUUAAGGAGAGGCGAGUUCUGCUCUGCCAGCAGAACAAGGUUCCUGAGAGGAACCAGAAGAAACACAAGCCUGUGUGACAUGCCGGUCCAGAAGUUCAAUGAGCGAAUGAUGGAGGUCAAAGUUUGAAAGUCUUCUUCAAUGAAGCCAAAAUAAUUUCUGUGAUUAGAAUAUUGAACUGAAAGGAGGAAGUGUCAUGGUUUGGGAGGAGAAAACGUCUUGCAGUUGAAGGCAGACCUGAAGCCAGCUUUGGGGUCUUCAUUAGUGCAGAUGUUACUGUCUCAGGUCACGCCCACCCUGUUCCUGAGCGGCGCCGAUGCUCCCCUGAAUGCGGCGCUGGUGUCACAGAAAGGCAUCACCCUGAUUGUCAACGCCACGCUGAACCACGCCUGCCCCGCCUACCCCGGUGUGGAGUGUCUGCGUGUCCCUGUGUGCGACCUGCCCUCUGCCCGGCUCAGUGACCACUUCGACCGGGUGGCUGAUCGUAUCCAUGGUAACCGUGACGGAGGCACACUUGUGCACUGCGCAGCAGGGAUGAGCCGCUCGCCAGCACUGGUCAUGGCGUACUUGAUGCGUCACCGCGGUGUGACGCUGCGCCAGGCUCACCACUGGGUCCAGGAGAGCCGACCCUUUGUCCGACUGAACUCCGGCUUCUGGGAGCAGCUCCUGAAGUACGAGAGGAGGCUAUACGGCCGAAACACAGUCAGGGUGGCUGAGGAGCCCCCGCCCAUUUCUAGACCGUUGCAGACAGCGCCACCUACUGGGAGCAACUGGGUAAACUUUGUACCCAAGUCACCCCUGAUAUCCCGCUCCUCUCAAAUUCUACAGUCUCCGGUGAUGGGAUCAAGAAAUAAAUCCAGAAGAGCAUCUAAACCUUUAGCAAAGUGGGAAAGAUUGUUUUGAAGUAGGAGACAGGAAGUGGAGAGGGACUCUCAGAUCUAGUUAAGAUUUAUUUGACUGAACUAUUCAGGUUCCAGAGAUCUGUCUGCAUACUUGUAACAUCAGUGACAUCUUCCUUGACUUUGGACAAACCAGCUGCAGGAAAACAUGAACAAAAAAUUCUGAAAAUAAUGAGUUUAAUCUUAAAAAUGAAAAAAAUAAAUGACAACCAAAGUUCC